AAGGUUUAUGAGGCAAGGCACCAGUAAUUAAUAACAAGCUAGCUAUUAGUUCGAUUUUGUAGUAAGUGAGGUGCCAAUAUGGUGAAGAUAGCUCUUGGUACUUUGGAUGACUCUUUUAGCGCUGCCUCUCUUAAGGCUUAUUUCGCAGAGUUCCACGCAACUCUGAUUUUCGUGUUCGCUGGUGUUGGAUCAGCCAUCGCUUACAACGAGCUUACAAAAGAUGCAGCCUUGGAUCCAACGGGGCUGGUGGCAGUAGCUGUGGCACAUGCAUUUGCACUGUUUGUAGGUGUCUCCGUCGCCGCCAACAUCUCAGGUGGCCAUUUGAACCCAGCUGUCACUUUUGGAUUGGCCAUUGGAGGCAACAUCACUCUCAUUACUGGUUUCUUAUACUGGAUUGCCCAAUUGUUGGGUUCUAUAGUCGCAUGCCUCCUCCUCAAUUUGAUCACCGCUAAGAGCAUUCCAAGCCACUCGCCGGCUAAUGGUGUGAACGAUUUGCAAGCUGUAGUGUUUGAGAUUGUUAUCACAUUUGGGUUGGUUUACACUGUGUAUGCAACUGCAGUAGACCCAAAGAAGGGGUCAUUGGGUAUCAUUGCACCCAUUGCUAUUGGGUUCGUUGUGGGUGCCAACAUCUUAGCAGCAGGCCCAUUCAGCGGCGGUUCAAUGAACCCAGCUCGCUCAUUCGGCCCAGCUGUGGUCAGUGGAGACUUGGCUGCUAACUGGAUCUACUGGGUUGGCCCAUUGAUUGGAGGAGGUUUGGCUGGCUUGAUUUAUGGAGACGUCUUCAUUGGUUCCUAUGCCCCUGUCCCAGCCUCUGAAACCUACCCUUGAGCUUCAACUUCACUUGUGUGUUCCUUCAAGUUUCAUCUCUGUUCACCGUUUCAUGUCAUGAGCCUCUUGGCUUCUUGCAUUUUAAACUCUACUUUAUCUAUUAUCCACCGCUUGCAAUAAUUAUGUAAAUUAUAAUUCGAACUUGAUACAUGAAUUGUUGGAAGGUCCCCUUGUUUUUCGGUUUUCGUCCUACCAAUGACAGCGAGCUAGCUAGUGGUUUUUA
Molecule: messenger RNA, 1051 nt
Organism: Glycine soja
Lineage: Eukaryota; Viridiplantae; Streptophyta; Magnoliopsida; Fabales; Fabaceae
Product: probable aquaporin TIP-type RB7-5A
Exons: 3
Coding region: 79-828 (249 amino acids)
Biological process (GO): transmembrane transport; water transport
Cellular component (GO): plant-type vacuole membrane
Molecular function (GO): water channel activity
Source: RefSeq, a predicted model, not a curated record